ACUCUUCAAACAAUUUUUAUACCAUUCACUACACAACACAAUAUAUAUAUAACUAACAGAAACACUUUAGCAAUCUCACCACUCUUCUCUAUUCCUUCAUCACUCUUCUCUCUUUUUCAUAUUCACUUGCUUCACUUCCACUUACUUUUCUUAACCUUUUUUUCUCUUAUGGAAUUCUCUGAGGACUCAAUCGAUCGGACUUUGGUGUUCAAAGGAAAGCGCAGUAAGCGGCCACGGCAGUUCAUGGCGGUAGCGAUGGUCACUUCCACGUCAUCAACCGCCUGCGACGGUGGCGCUGGUGGUGGUGCAAGUGGCAGCAACGGAGGCAGUGGUGACGUCGGACGUGGAGGUCAUGAGAUUUACUCUUCAUCACCAACUACUUCAACUACUCAGAUAUCAACUAGCAGUACAUCAGAGGAAGAUGAAGAUAUGGCUAAUUGUUUAAUACUAUUAGCGCAAAGUGGCCGAUGUGAGAAACUACAAGUUGAAACUACUGAACGUAAGAUGGUGAAAAUCAGUAGCCGAAAGUUUGCAGAAAUGGCCACAACAUCUACUGGAUCAAAAGCUGGGUUCUAUGUCUACGAGUGCAAAACUUGUAACAGAACUUUCCCGUCUUUUCAAGCACUUGGUGGGCAUAGAACAAGUCACAAAAAAAUCAAAACCGUAACUGAAGAUAAAAAAUCUACUGCUGAUUCAAAUUCUCAAUUACAGCAAGGGCAUCAUCAUCAACAACAACUACUGCAUCAACACGAAGAAAAGUCCAGUCGGAUUAUCACGCCAUCAGUUAAUUAUUCCACAGGUAAUUCGAAUUCAGUUGCCAAUUUGAUCAACAUCAAGCCAAAAAUCCACGAGUGUUCAAUUUGCGGGGCGGAAUUCUCAUCAGGUCAAGCUUUAGGUGGACACAUGAGAAGACAUAGACCACCAACAAUUACAACAACAGCAACAAACACUAAAAAUAUUACUGUUGAUGAAAUCAGCAACACUUCAGAUAAUUCAUCACAUGAUGAAAAUUCAAAGGAGAAUAAGCCAAAAAUAUUCUUAUCGCUUGAUCUGAAUCUUCCAGCGUCACCGGAAGAUCAUGAUCAUCAACGAGAUGCAGCUAAUUUUGAAUUUUCAGCUAACCAGCAAAAUCUCAUGUUUUCUGCUGCUGCUUUGGUGGAUUGUCAUUACUAGUUAAACAGAAAACAAAUCAGUUUUACUUACUUUUUUUUUGUUGACACUUUAAUUUGGAAUUAUUAUAAUUUGUAGAAUCAUUGUUAUUGCUAUUUAUAUUUAUUACUAUUCUUCAUAAUUUUGAUUGUAGAUUGUGUAUA
Molecule: messenger RNA, 1313 nt
Organism: Capsicum annuum
Lineage: Eukaryota; Viridiplantae; Streptophyta; Magnoliopsida; Solanales; Solanaceae
Product: zinc finger protein ZAT5
Exons: 1
Coding region: 169-1173 (334 amino acids)
Source: RefSeq, a predicted model, not a curated record